AUGGGCGAAGGUGGCUACCAGCAGAUCAACAAGAGCUUGAAUGCGUUCGCAUUCGACGACUACCUCGCGACGCAGCAGUCGCGCCUCCCCAAGCUCCUCGAUGUAGAGCAGCUGAGCCCGCGAGUACUCCGCGUCCUUGGCCAGAAUGCUGGAAAGUUCACACUGCAAGGAACCAACACGUACAUCAUUGGUACGGGCGCGCAGCGCAUCAUCCUGGACACCGCGCAGGGGUACCGCGCGUGGGCGGACCUGAUCGAGAGCACUCUGACAGACCGCGCAAUCGCGCUGUCACACGUCUUGCUGACCCACUGGCACGGAGACCACACCAAGGGCGUUCCCGAUCUGGUCCGACUGUACCCGCACCUAGCCAGUGAAAUCUACAAGAACAGCCCGGAGCCCGGGCAGCAGCCCAUCACGGACGGGCAGGUGUUCCGCGUGGAAGGCGCGACGGUGCGCGCGGUGCAUGCCCCGGGCCACUCGCACGACCACAUGUGUUUUAUCCUUGAGGAGGAGAACGCCAUGUUCACCGGGGAUAAUGUGCUCGGUCAUGGGACGAGCGCGGUGGAGAAUCUUGGGCUGUAUAUGGAGACACUGCGGAAGAUGCAGGAGUACGGGUGUGUAGUUGGGUAUCCGGCGCAUGGGGCGGUUAUUCCGAACCUACCAGCAAAGAUUGCGGGGGAGCUGGCGCAGAAAACAAGGCGGGAGAAGCAGUGUCUAGCGGCGCUGACUCGGAUCCAUCGCAACAAGGGGAAAUCGGGCCAGUUGGGGAGCGCUUCAGUUGGGGAGCUGAUUGAGGCGAUCCAUGGCGAGCAGCUGGAUGAGCAGGUUCGGAAGACGGUGAUUGCGCCGUUUAUGGAUGAGGUUCUAAGGAAGCUGGCAGAGGAUGGCAAGGUCGGGUUCUGUGUGCGCAAGGGGCAGAAGAGGUGGUUCGCCUUGACGGGUGUGACGGCGAGUGCAUGA
Molecule: messenger RNA, 960 nt
Organism: Aspergillus pseudoviridinutans
Lineage: Eukaryota; Fungi; Ascomycota; Eurotiomycetes; Eurotiales; Aspergillaceae
Product: atrochrysone carboxyl ACP thioesterase AgnL7
Exons: 2
Coding region: 1-960 (319 amino acids)
Biological process (GO): secondary metabolite biosynthetic process
Source: RefSeq, a predicted model, not a curated record